AUGCUCGCUGAUGGUUUCCCGGUCCGAGAAGACCUCAGAGCUCUUUGGCAUUUACAACGUACGGUCAAGGAGGAGGUCUGCACGGAGUGCUCCAACGCUGCGGCCGAUGAUGCAUUUUUCGCCUGCAUUGACAGCAAGCACCUCAGCAUUACCUACGACGUUUGCGCCGCCAACGAAGAGUUUGUGUGCUGCUUCAACGAAGCGACGGGAAUUGAUUGCUUAGGCGACCCGGUUACGCGUGCACUCUUCGAAUGCAUGUUCGGCAAGUCCAACUUGUGCGAGGAAAAGUGGGCAUGCGGCGGCGCCAGUGCUGGUGACGACCCUCCCACCACGUCGGCGUCCGGCUCCACAGCCUCGUCGCACCCAAGGCCCCCUUCCUAUACCCGGUUUGCCGGAUCAGAUACGACCCAAACCAACGCCACUGCCCCGACAAGGAGCCCGGUGUCCACUUGGUCAGAUCGGAAUAUGAACCUCCCUACUGCGGAGUUACCCGUUACGUCCCAAUCGGUGGCAGCCACGUUUACUGCUUCCCCUACGGCUUCUCCUACGGCUUCCCCUACGGCUUCCCCGGCGGCUUCCUCUACCCCGGCAUCGCCCUCUACAUCCCAGGUGGCGACUACCACGUCUUCUGGAGGAGCUCCGGCCGGCCCGAUCGUGGGCGGCGUAGUGGGCGUGCUGGUACUUGGUGGGAUCAUCAUGGUCGCUGCGAUCAAGACUGGGCGUCUCAAGAGCUGCAGCAAUGGCACCACUCCGAAUGCUGCUAUCCCUGUUGGUGGGGCGCCCGCGGCGCCCCAGACAUCAGGCGUCCAGCCUGUGGGUGCUUCUGGUGACUCUGCCACCCAAUAUCCCGUAGCUCACCAGUACCCAGUAGCUUAUCAGUAUCCCGAAGCCCUGUAA
Molecule: messenger RNA, 897 nt
Organism: Ectocarpus siliculosus
Lineage: Eukaryota; Phaeophyceae; Ectocarpales; Ectocarpaceae
Source: the annotation of a GenBank genome assembly